Messenger RNA from Molossus molossus (Pallas's mastiff bat), 4128 nucleotides. RefSeq names its product TSPY like 4 (gene TSPYL4). Gene Ontology annotation, molecular function: histone binding; chromatin binding. Gene Ontology annotation, biological process: nucleosome assembly. The transcript has a single exon. Lineage: Eukaryota; Metazoa; Chordata; Mammalia; Chiroptera; Molossidae. The record is from RefSeq and is a predicted model, not a curated record. The coding region runs from base 85 to 1326 and encodes 413 amino acids. Gene Ontology annotation, cellular component: nucleus; chromatin.
AGAGAGGGGUGGCGCGAGGGGCGGAGCACCGCUUCUGCAGAGGACACCGAUCGCUCUCAUCCUGCAGGUCUGACUUCUGCCAAAAUGAGCGGUCUGGAUGAGGGCGACAUCCCUUCUGUCGCUAAAACCUGCGGUCUCACAACUCCUGAUCGUGCCCCGGGACAUCCGGACCUAAACCAGCGCCAGAGCGAGGAAACAGAGGCGACAGAGGGGAUGGCGCACACAGGUGAGGGCAGCGUGCAGACCUCUGCGGAGGGAGGCGCAUCCCGGGUCCCCUCCGGCUGUGGUCCUGUGCUCCGCAUUCGAGUCGCUGGGAGUCGUGGUGCAGCAAUAAAAGCAGGCCAGAGAGAGGCUCAGCCUCCCGCAGAGGGGCUGGAAGCAGCCUCUGCCUCCCCCUCGGUGGCUACCGACAAGAGCCAGGAAAAUGGCUGUCAGCCUAGAGAGCCGAGCGGCCCAGCCGGGGAGAAAGCUCUAGAAGCCUGUGACGCAGAGGGAUUGGGGUCUCAGAUGAUGCCUGGGGCUAAGGCCAAGGAAGUGAUGACAAAGAAGUGCGCCAUCUCAGCGACGGCGGAAAAGGAGGGAGUAGCAGAGGAGGUGGUGGAGGAAAAGAAGGUGAUACAGAAGGAGAAAAAGGUGGGAGGAGGAGUGAAAGAGGAGACGCGGGCCAGGCCCCCGAAGGUCAAUAACUGCAUGGACUCGCUGGAGGCCAUCGAUCAGGAGCUGUCAAACGUAAAUGCCCAGGCAGACAGGGCCUUCCUACAGCUAGAGCGCAAGUUUGGCCGAAUGCGAAGGCUCCAUAUGCAGCGCAGAAGUUUCAUUAUCCAAAAUAUCCCUGGUUUCUGGGUCACUGCCUUUCGGAACCACCCACAGCUGUCACCUAUGAUCAGUGGUCAAGAUGAAGACAUGAUGAGGUACAUGAUCAAUUUGGAGGUGGAGGAACUUAAACACCCUAGAGCAGGCUGCAAAUUCAAGUUCAUCUUUCAGAGCAAUCCCUACUUCCGAAAUGAGGGGCUUGUCAAGGAAUAUGAGCGCAGAUCCUCUGGCCGGGUGGUGUCUCUUUCCACUCCAAUCCGCUGGCACCGGGGCCAAGACCCCCAGUCCCAUAUCCACAGGAACCGCGAAGGAAACACUAUCCCCAGUUUCUUCAACUGGUUCUCAGACCACAGCCUCGUAGAAUUCGACAGGAUUGCUGAGAUUAUCAAAGCAGAACUGUGGCCCAAUCCCUUACAAUAUUACCUGAUGGGUGAAGGGCCCCGCAGAGGAAUUCGAGACCCAGUAAGGCAGCCAGUGGAGAGCCCGAGGUCCUUCAGGUUCCAGUCUGGCUAACUCCUGACCUGUGAGAAGCUUCUGCACAAGUUUCUUUACCACCUCCUCUUGGAUUCUAUGUUUAGCCAACAACAGCAUGCAAUCUUCCAUCUGCUUCCUCUUCAUACUGGAUUUUGUUCUUUGGUCCUUCUAAAUCUUCAGUCAGUUGCAAGAUGUGCUUAUAUGUCUAUGCUCUUCUUCCUCUGGGCCUUCUUGCUGUUCUGCAAAGUGUUACGUGUUCCAAGUGCAUGGCCUUCCACUGCUUCUGUGCCAAGCACACGAUGCUGUAGAUAUGCAAUGACUUCCUUUGCAUGCCUUGGGUGCUGUCUGUGAUGUUGGUCUUUUCCCAGGUUUUUAAGUGGUUAUCUUCCACAAGUUAACUUGAUAUAUAUCAUUGCAAAUACCUAGCUGGACUUCAUACUUUACGCUGGCUGUGCUCCUGAUACCCUGCGCUCUACGGCAAGAUCUUUGAGUUUCACCACUGCAAGAUGAAGCUGAUACAGAUGAUGCCAGCCAUCAACCCAAACUGGACAUUCCAGGCUACCACUAACUGGUUCCCAGCUGCCUUCCUGGGCCUGUGCCAUCCAGCCUGCUGGUUAUCUGGCAGAAUAAGCAGGUGGUUGGUAGGUGGCUACUAGGCAUGAAUGAGGUAUCAGAUGAGAGGUAUACUGUGUCAUGUUGAUCUUCUUAUACCUUUGUCACUGAGCAUUGUGACCAGGUACUGGUGAGUAUGAAAGCCUGGGCUGUGGCCUACCCAGACUGUUUUUAGCCUUUUGGAUAAGCUUUGCCCAGGUACCGUUGCCUGACUCCUCAGGAACUAUUUGUGACUGAAGCCCCAGGCAGCACACAGGACGCCUCCCACCCUAGGCCAAAUGGUUACACAUAAACCCAACUGGCUGUCAGGAAGGAUGGGCAGUCAUAAGUGACAGUGCCCAAAGCAAGGCUGGAACGGGGGUCCCUUCCAACAGCCUUUCUGAGUCCUGGCCAAUAAACCACCCUUAAUCUAGGCAACUUGGUUAGGCAUCCCUUUCCUAACCCCUCAUGUACCUAUUCUGAACAUGACAAACUUGCCAGGGUGGGGGCACUGAGGAAGGUAUAUUUCUGAACCAUCUCCCUGUCCCUGUCCCCCCUUCCUCUCUUCCUCCCUCCUUGUCUCAUAGCCCCCUUUCCUCUCCUCCUCCCUUCCUCAGAAACAAAUUUGGCAAAACAGUGUUUUUCUUUAAUUUGCUCUCCCCUUGAUUGUAUUCAGAGAGAAAGCUACUGUAUAAUAGAUAUUCCAGAUCUCAUUGCUCUCUUCUGCCCUCAUGCCUCCACCCCACUUCCUUUAGCAAGGUCUGAAUGUUUCAGAGGGAGACCUAUAGGUAAGUGGUUUAGUUAUGGGCAGUGUUCCUUCAGGCCAGCUUUGACAACCUCACCCUUUCUCCCUAUCUAUGUACCAAAACCUCCUGUGUGUAUUUUGAGAAGCUGAGAGGAGAGACAGAGGGCUUCACAGGGAUGGGUUCAAGAGAAACACAUAGCAGGUUAUGAUCGAAAGCAAUCAAAAAUUAGUUUGACUCUACUUUUUAAAGAUGGAAAUUCUUUUUUGGGGGCCCUGGGCCACUUAGUUAUACCCCAAGUCAGCAUUUUGUGGGUCACCCCUGUCUUUUGUACUAUUUUAUUAUAGCCCUGAUGUCUCAAGGGCCUCCAUCCUACUGCCUGGCCCUUCGUUCUCAGUCCUCAGCUUCCCCAUCUCUUUCCCUGCGUCUGUCCUAACAAAAGAGGGAGCAGGCUGCUGUCCGCAUUGUGGCAGAUGCCAAGUCUUCCUUCUAGGGGGUAAGGAGAUAUAUGGAGUCUAUCUGGAUUUUCAGACAAAGUUCUGUUAGGUGGGACAACAGUGCUUAUCAGGGCUGUCUUACUUAUGGAGGGGUAUGGUAGUGCUGAUAAUACCCACCCUUAUCCUUUCUCCUUUCUUUUGUAAGGCCUGGCCAUAAGCUCCCCAGGGCUUGGGUAGUCUGGGCACAGAGCAUUGGGGAGGGUGCUCUAGGCUGGAGAAACCGAAAGCCUGGAAGCAGAAAUGAGCCUGCUGUGGAGUGGGCUUGGACAGGCAGGCAGGAAAGACUGGAACCCUGCAGAGUCGGGGAGGAGGGGAUGCCCCAAGGCUCUUCCCAGGAGAGGUGGGAGAAUCAAAGUGGUUGAUAUUUAAAGAGGAUGCUUGGAAGAGGGUUUUCCCCCUAAUUUUUCCUGUAUCCUUGAAUUCACCAGACUUUUAUACACAUAAAUGCAAGUCAAGAUGUUUUCUCUCUAUUAUUCUAGGAGUGACCUUUUAUAUGUAAAAGAUUGAUGGUACAUGCUUCUUAUUUCACUGAGUAAAAUCCUGUUAAUUCCUUUUUCCUUUUUUGCUUGCUGGCAAAAUUGACAUUUAUAGGCCUGCUUUUUGCUUGUAAUUGAGAAUGUGUGCAAAAAUAUCAAACUUGUUUCCUGUGCAGUAUGGACUUCCGUGAAUAUUAAUAUAUCAGCUUGUUCUGGUCUCUCUUCAUAUAUACCUUGAUCCUUAGAAAUAUAAUUUGAAUAAUGUGAUCUUUGAAGGGUCUGGAAUUUAGCAAAUGUCGCUGUCUUGUGAAAGUAAUCUCAAGAAGAAAAACAUAACUUACUUGAUAUUUCUUGCCCUAGUAGUAAUGUGGUACUUGAUAAUUUAUGUUCCUAACCAAUAUGCUGGUAGAAUUGCUCUGUCAAACUAAACAAGGAUCCUUAGUACUUGUCUUAUCCUAUGUGCUCGAAGGAAAAGUAAAACCUGUCACUCUGUUGUAUUUCUUGUUUUCACCAAAAUAAAAAUUAAUAAAGUUC